This is a messenger RNA of Malassezia japonica, 1299 nucleotides long. RefSeq lists its product as uncharacterized. The transcript has a single exon. Gene Ontology annotation, biological process: regulation of cyclin-dependent protein serine/threonine kinase activity. The coding region runs from base 1 to 1299 and encodes 432 amino acids. The record is from RefSeq and is a predicted model, not a curated record. Gene Ontology annotation, cellular component: cyclin-dependent protein kinase holoenzyme complex; nucleus. NCBI's taxonomy places the organism in Eukaryota, Fungi, Basidiomycota, Malasseziomycetes, Malasseziales, Malasseziaceae. Gene Ontology annotation, molecular function: protein kinase binding; cyclin-dependent protein serine/threonine kinase regulator activity.
AUGUCUGCUACGCCUAGCUCGAUCUCGAGCAGCGCUAUGCGCCGUCACCCGGCCAGCCUGCUGCCCCGCAUUGUCCACAACCCCUCGAUUACGGACCUCAUUCGGUGCCCCGUGUCCCGGGAUAUGGUGGCCUACAUUGCGAAGCAGGCCACAGACGUGAUUCAAUGCUCGCCUGCUGGUCAGAGUGAGCAGAGUCAGGACCAGCAGUGCGCACCGCGGAUCCAAAACCUUCCGACCUUGGAAGCGUUCAUUAUGAUGCUUGUGGAGAAGAGUAACGUGCAAGUCCCUACGCUGCUGAGCACGCUCGUUUACCUCGAGCGCCUCAAGUUCCGCCUGCCGCGCGUCGCGAAGGGUAUGCCGUGCACGCUCCACCGCGUCUUUCUUGCGACGCUCAUCGUCGCAGCAAAGAAUCUCAACGAUUCUUCGCCAAAGAACAAGCACUGGACCCGCUACUGCGUAUACUUCUCGCAGGCCGAGGUGAACUUGAUGGAAAAGCAGCUACUCUAUCUGCUGGACUAUGAUCUCCGCAUUGAGGAGGAAGAAAUCACAUUCCACUUCUCGCCCUUUUUCCGUCGCUUUGAGACUCGCGCUGAUGCUGGCCGCCGCGAGAUGUUCUUGCGCGGCUGCGAGGCUGGUCGCGAGUGCGAGCGGUACGCGCGUGCUUCGGAACGCCGCGUUGCUCUGCGCAACUUGCCUGCGUCGCAAGUUCCGUGCUGGAACAAGCAUACGACGACCGACUCGCCGAAGCGCGUGUCGAAGAUCGACCCCAACCGCCUGUCGGCACCGCUGCUUACGCCGACUGCUGCACUCAAAUCGAUGACGUAUCACUCGCGCAGCAACUCGUCCAUCUCGUCCGAGGCCGAGCUCACCGACGACAACGGCUCUGCCUCGUCGUCGCCCGACGACGAGGCACGCGACCUGGACGAGAAUGACCGCUUCCACUCGACUUCGCGUUUGGUGAACCAGAUGCAGAUGCACUCGCUCGAGUCCAACUUGCCACGGUCGCAGUCGGCGAUCAUGUCCUCCAUGCAGGGUGGCGUGGACCACACACCGCCUCGCAUCAUCUCUCACCAAUCGAUCCAGAACCUGCAGGCGGUUGCCAAGCCCGCGUCAUACGUCACGACCUUGUCCAACGAGGGUACACCGGUGCGCAACGGCAAGACGGUGCGCGCGAUCCAGGUCGCCUCGGACGGAAUGCAGCGGUAUCUUACCUCGGUCAUUCCCUCGGGACUGAAGCGCACGGGGUCUAGAGUGCAGAUGCGUCCCCGGACAGAUGCGCCUUACUAUGCCGAGCAAUGA